ACAGAGCUGCAGUGUCUGCAGGCUGCUGCUUCCCUCCCACUCCAUUGACAGCACUGCUGAACAAAAAAGGGAUUGGGCUGGGGACCACGAGCCAGAGGAGCUGGGGCUGCCAGCAGCACUGCUGGUCCCACUUUUCUAUGUGCCUUUGUGAAUCUCUCUGUGCUCAAGAUGUCUCACCACAUGAACAGCUCCACACUGCCAACCUCACAUCCCCCUGAGCACCAGCACCCCACCAGCACAGCCUCAGGCCAUGGGGGCCACGACAUGAUGAUGAUGGCCAUGACUUUCCACUUCAGCUGUGAGAAUGUGCCAUUGCUGUUCUCUGGACUUACAAUCAAUUCUCCUGGAGAGAUGGCUGGUGCUUUUGUGGCUGUCUUCUUCCUGGCCAUGUUCUAUGAAGGGCUGAAGAUCGCCCGGGAGUGUCUGCUCCGGAAAUCCCAAGUCAGCAUCCGCUACAACUCCAUGCCAGUGCCCGGCCCCAACGGCACCAUCCUGAUGGAGACACACAAAACUGUGGGGCAGCAGAUGCUGAGCUUGCCCCACCUGCUGCAGACUGUGCUGCACAUCAUCCAGGUGGUGGUCAGCUACUUCCUCAUGCUCAUCUUCAUGACCUACAACGGGUACCUGUGCAUCGCCGUGGCCGCCGGAGCGGGCACCGGGUACUUCUUCUUCAGCUGGAAGAAGGCAGUGGUGGUGGACAUCACAGAGCACUGCCACUAGCACUGGGGUGCCUCUCCACCCCUCUGCUCCCUGCCAGCGCAGCCACACGAGGACUGGAGCAUUCCUAAGCUGCCAAGAGAAUCAUGAUAAAGAAAAUCAACUGGAGUUCACUACAGGUUCCUGGAGGGGUGCAGGGAUGUGAGGAGCUGGGACACGCUGCUCCCCUUGACUCCUGAGAGUCCAUGGCAGCCAUUCCUGGCCAGGAUUUGCUUUAUUCUUAGAUUAUGCUGUGAUUGAAAUUAGUUGGCUGACAGAACUGUAGAAAUUAUUUUAAAAGGAAAACAAAACCAUUUUAUUUUUAAAUUGUAAAUGCUCAUCAGUGAGGGUUUAAUGAACAGUAGGAAAAGAUCAGUUGCCAAUAAUGUGUGAAUGGCUGUUUUAAUUUUUUUUUUUCAAUGUGUACAUAAUGCCAGGGGAGGAGAUUGCCCUGGCAUUGUGGCUUUUGGGGCCAAUGACACCUUUUGCUGUAGGACUCAGCCUCAGAGGAAGAUUUGGUGCUGCACAUCAGACACGCUCAGGUGUGUCCUGGCAAGGGAGGACUUUGACCCAAGGAUGUGAGCUGUGUGCUUCAGGGACUGGAUGAAAUUGCCCUCCAAGCCCCCCAGAGAUGAUGAGUGUUGUCAAUCUGAUGUAUCCAGCAGCUUUACUCAGCCCCCAGGGAGAACACUUGAGUUGGGCUGCUUUCCCUUGCCAGUUAUGGAGCAGAUAAUGGUUCUGUAUUUACAGGGCAGAAAGAUUCCCAAUAAACCAUUGAUCCCACAGGUACUUCAUGUGGAGCUGCACCUGGAUGCAACUAGAGCUAAGCUUUGGGUUACUAGAAUUGGUUCUGUAAAUGGGGCAAGAGCUAAAUAAUGAUUUCAUGACACUAAAGUGAAAAUGGCUGGAGGGUAUCCCUGGCUGGAGGUGAAGAGGGAAAACAACCACAUUCCUGUAAAGGAGAGACUUGGGGAAGAAGAGAAGGAAAAUACAGGACUAGAGCAGCCUUCAGUGUCUUCUCAGGUGAAAUUUGGAGCAGCAUGGGCCAAUCAAAAACUAUUCCUGACCCAGAUGGCUCCUCUUGGUCUGGACAAUCACAGUGUGCCCAUGCUGGAGGUGCAGGUUCUCAGUGCACUGAGGGAACUCAGUGCUGUGCCCAGUGCCCAGGCUGUGAGGGGGCAGAACCACCCUCCUGCCAGGCCAGGCUUGGGGAGCAGCCCUGGUUUAGCACCUGGAUGUUAAAAAGCUUGUGCAGAGCUGGAGGUGGUGGUGCAAAGGUGGUGCAAAGCUGGAGUCUUCCCUCUGCCCAGAUUGCCCAGUUUGUGCCUGGAACUGGCUGGAAGGGAAGAGUGGGAAUUUGGGAAGGGCACUGAGAACAGACAGCACUUUCAGGCUGGGGCUGGUGUCUGGGACAGGCCAUGAGAACAGGGAAUCCUGCUGGAUAAAGCCUCUGGGCACACACAGGAAAGGUUUUUUCCCCUGAAGAUGCUGCUGGUGACUUGAGGCAGCAGCUGGGUGAGGAAAGCUGAUCUUUGGAAGGGGGUGAGGCCAUCCCUGAGUACCUGGUGCUGCUGUCCCUGCCCAGAGCCCACCCUCUGUAAGGAAAUCCCAACUGCUGCUGCCAGGGCUUGACCUGCACCUCCCGAGAGCCCUCCUGGGCUGAUGCCAAGUGUUUGUUUGGACAUCUUGUUUUCUCUGGACAGUGCAACUAGAGAAUAAAAGGAACUGAGUUAAAAGCAGGCUUAGGUUCCUAUGUAGCUGCUUUCUGUAGCACAUUCACAUCUGGGUGAGAGAGGCAAAGUUCUUUUCAUGGAAAAGUUCUAGCCACCUCCUGCUGAGAGACAGGAAAAGGGCUAAAGUGCUUCCUUCCCCAGUCUGAUCUUUGAAGGGAGUUCUGUCUGUGACAGAGCCUCCUGUGCCCUCUCUGCACCUGUCACCAAGGUGAAACUUUGCUGUGCCCUCCAGGUAAUCAUGGGAGGGGAAACCUCACCCUCCCCAUCCCUGGAGAGCUGGGAGGAACGUUAGUGUUGGACAGAGAAAAUGGACAAUCCCUUCACUGCUGCUGGAGCUGAGAGGAAAUCUGAGUGUUGGUCAGAGAGAACUGGAGCUGUUAAAAGCUGGAGGUGGUGGUUGAUGGGGGAGGUUUGCACCCCUGGAGGAGCUCAGGGUUGCCAUUGUUUUUGCUGGAAGGGGCUGCAAUUGUUGCCAUCACAAUGACAGGCUGGAGUGAGGAGUGGCUGUGUGGUGGCACUGGUCACCUCAUAUACCUCUUGCUGUGUCUUUCUUUGGAACAGAAGCUGCUUGGCCUGAUCUUGCUGUCACCUUUUAGCCACUUUUCUGUGCAUCCAAGUGGCCAGACUUGAAUUCUCUGAGGGAUGAUUUGGAGAUCAGGCUGUGGCUCAUCAGUGUCAGUCUGGUUCUUGUUAAGCUUUUCUGUUUGUACCACCUGUGCCCUGGGAUUGUUUCCCCCAGAAUGAGCUUCUCUGUGCCCGUGUUGUCCCCAGAGAGGGCACAGAGCUUUCUGCAGCAGGCACAGGGAGGGGACACGAGGCUCUCAGGUGCCCCAGCUGCUCCCACAGCCGGCACGGGGGGAGGUUUGGGAAGGUGAGAGGGGAGGUGGCUGAGGAGGGCAGGUGAGGCUGUGUCCCCUCUGCUGUGUCCCCUCUGCUGUGUCCCCUGUGCUCUCAGCUCCUGGGGCUCAGCUGGGGAAGGGCUGCUCCUCCUGCCGUGGCUGUGCUCUCCCAGUUCAGUGUGACAAUCCAGAGCAGCCAUCGGCCUCCCCUGCCGCCAUGGCAGCGCGGUGUGCCCUCAGCCGGGCCGCUGCGUGCUGCGGCACAGCCUGAGCAAAGCCUGAGCUCCCUCUGGCGGGAUCGGCAGCUCUGGGGCAGCCCCAGCCCCUCUGCCGAGUCCAGGUUGGUCCUGGCAGCACGGGGAGGGCUCCGAGGGUGGCACACGCGUCCUGCUCGGGGGUGACACCCUGUGCCCGUCUCUGUGCCCUGCACACGCUGUGCCUCCGCAGUGUCACCGAGGAGGGAGCUCAGAGCAGCCGCGCCUGUCCCUCAGAGGGCUUUUGUUGCUUUUCUUUGAGUGCCUUUUGAGUUUGUCUGGAGCCAGUCCCACCCAAUCCAGCAGGAUUUCUAGUUUUGUUUACAGUGGACUGUCAGUUUUGUUUUUAUUCUUGCUCUUUGUGGCGGUAACUUGUCUGAUGUUACUGUGAAUAUCAAGAAUCUCCUGUACAUAAUUAACCAAUAAAAUAGAUUGCAUUUUA
Molecule: messenger RNA, 3964 nt
Organism: Zonotrichia albicollis (white-throated sparrow)
Lineage: Eukaryota; Metazoa; Chordata; Aves; Passeriformes; Passerellidae
Gene: SLC31A1
Product: solute carrier family 31 member 1
Biological process (GO): copper ion transmembrane transport
Cellular component (GO): membrane
Molecular function (GO): copper ion transmembrane transporter activity
Source: RefSeq, a predicted model, not a curated record